Molecule: messenger RNA, 1162 nt
Organism: Theobroma umbraticum
Lineage: Eukaryota; Viridiplantae; Streptophyta; Magnoliopsida; Malvales; Malvaceae
Gene: LHCA6
Product: PSI type II chlorophyll a/b-binding protein (Lhca2*1)
Biological process (GO): photosynthesis, light harvesting
Cellular component (GO): membrane
Source: RefSeq, a predicted model, not a curated record
AGCUGUCAUUGCUCUCCUUGUUGCCCUUUUGUUCCACCUCAGGGAAUCUAUCAUGACUUCUUCAGUGUUUCCCAUAUUUUUCAAGCUGAUAAGGGAUUCACCCUUGCAAAGCAAUGCUUUGCCAACUCCAAAGGACAUUUGUGUUGUGUCAUCUAUGGCUUUCGCUAUUGCCUCCACUGCACUGUCAAGCCUUCCAAUCAGGGAUAAACCUCAAAAACCAUUUCCAGGAAAAAUUACGACAUUCUUACCAGGAAGCACUCAUCUGAGAGCAACGAAAGGAGUGUCAAGUGUUUGUGAACCCCUUCCUCCUGAUAGACCAUUAUGGUUCCCUGGUAGCACACCUCCAGAGUGGCUCGAUGGCAGCCUUCCUGGAGAUUUUGGCUUCGACCCACUUGGAUUAGGAUCUGAUCCAGAAACACUUAAAUGGUUUGCACAAGCUGAGCUAAUGCAUGCCAGGUGGGCAAUGCUGGCUGUGGCAGGAAUACUCAUACCAGAAUGCCUUGAAAGGCUGGGUUUCAUUGAGAACUUCUCAUGGUAUGAUGCUGGUGCUCGAGAAUACUUUGCAGACCCUACAACCUUGUUUGUGGUGCAAAUGGCAUUGAUGGGUUGGGUUGAAGGCAGAAGGUGGGUUGAUAUGAUUAACCCAGGGAGUGUAGAUAUUCAAUUGAAAUUUCCUAACAAGAAGAACCCAACGCCGGACGUUGGUUACCCAGGUGGCUUGUGGUUUGACCCCAUGAUGUGGGGAAGAGGGUCCCCAGAGCCAGUGAUGGUGUUGAGGACUAAAGAGAUCAAGAAUGGGCGUCUUGCGAUGCUAGCAUUUGUUGGCUUCUGCUUCCAAGCUAUCUAUACCGGCGAAGGCCCAAUUGAGAACUUGAUGGCUCAUAUUGCAGACCCUGGUCACUGCAACGUUUUCUCGGCUUUCACAACACGUUGAUUUUCACUUAAGACUCGAGAAAUGGGAUUGCAGGGACGUGAUCCAAAACCUAGGUACAGCCAUCAUAUGGUCUCUGCAAAUUGUACUCUGUUUUCUCGUGUGCAUACCAAAUAAUUGUACAUAGCAGGACCAAAGAAAACAGCAAGAACUUGAGUCUUUUGACUCUAAUCAUUCCUAUGCUUUUUUAAUUUUACAGAAAAAUACUUUGCUUUCAUGGAAUUGCCUUAC